This is a messenger RNA of Lolium perenne, 870 nucleotides long. Its product is annotated as protein phosphatase 2C 77-like. The record is from RefSeq and is a predicted model, not a curated record. Gene Ontology annotation, molecular function: protein serine/threonine phosphatase activity. Gene Ontology annotation, biological process: protein dephosphorylation. NCBI's taxonomy places the organism in Eukaryota, Viridiplantae, Streptophyta, Magnoliopsida, Poales, Poaceae.
AUGUCGGCGCCGCUCAUGGAGAUGUACCUGUCGUACGGCAUCUCUGCUCUCAAGGGCAAGUGCCCGGCGCUGGCGGACGGCGUGACGGCCGUGCCAUCGUUCACGCUCUUGUCGCACAUGUCGCAGCCCAUCGGCCUGGACUACUUCGGUGUCUACGAUGGCUUCUUCGGCGCCUACUCCGCCAAGCAUUUUGCGGAGCGGCUGCACAUCGCCGUCGCCAUGGGGAUCCAUGACGAGCUGGUCGACGAACCCCCACGGUACCGGCAACACCCCGACGACCUUGAGGGGUGGUGGAGGAAGACCGUCCUGGAUGCGUUCCGCCUCGUGGACGAGGAGCUGGUCGCCAGGGUCAAGACUGGUAUUCCCGUCGGAUGCCCGGCUGUCUUCUCCCUGGUCCUGGAGAAGUACAUCGUGCUCGCCAACCGCGGCGCUGCCUGCAAGGCCGUGAUCUACCGCGGCGAGGAGGCCGUGCAGCUCACCUCCCAGCGCAGGCCUGAGGUACUUUUCUCUAAUUUCUCUUCAGUAUCAAGAAUUCAGAGGCUAGAUCUAGUGUUCAGGCCUUAUUUUCCAGAACCGAAGGUCCUAAGGGUGAAGCGGGAGCCACGAGAUAAGUUCCUCAUCCUAGCCACCGGAAGUUUCUGGGACAAGAUCACUCCAGCCGAGGCGUGCAACUACAUCCAGAAGAGGCUCCGCACGUUGCAGAUCAUGUCGUGCAAGACCUCAUUACACGACACGGGCUCACUGACCAUACUUGCAAAUGAGUUGGCUGAGUAUGCGAUCCUCAAGGGCUGCCAACGCAAUGUGACCAUCGUCAUCAUACUGUUCAAGAAUUUCCGGGACGAACAUCAUCCCGGAACUUCUAAGAAGUGA